Molecule: messenger RNA, 1599 nt
Organism: Melanaphis sacchari
Lineage: Eukaryota; Metazoa; Arthropoda; Insecta; Hemiptera; Aphididae
Product: facilitated trehalose transporter Tret1-like
Exons: 5
Coding region: 150-1520 (456 amino acids)
Biological process (GO): transmembrane transport
Cellular component (GO): membrane
Molecular function (GO): transmembrane transporter activity
Source: RefSeq, a predicted model, not a curated record
UAUAAGGUUGAUUCCUUUUCGAGAUACCUACGUUAACAUAAAUUAGCUUUAAACACAUAUUAAUUAUUACUCAAUUUUUUUGUUUUUUAGAAAAAUGAAACAAGGACAACUAAAAUGUCAUCUAAAACUUGUGGUUUUUCUGUUCCACUAUGAUAUGCUUCACUCAAUUUCUCAUUGGCUGUUCAUAUUCGUUUUCAUCUACACUCAUGGCAGAACUUCGAGAACCUUCGUCAACAAUACAUUUAACUAUCGAAGAGGAAUCUUGGAUAACAAGCAUUACAGUACUUAUAUGUCCAAUUGGUUUACUCAUAAUUGGAAUAUUGACUGAUAAAUUUGGUAGAAGAAAAACUAUUCAAAUUGUCUAUAUACCAAUGGCUUUAAGUUGGCUAAUAAUUACAUUCGCUAACUCUUACACAUCACUAUUAAUUGGAAAAAUUAUACUUGGAAUUCCAUUUGGCGUGAGUACAUGUAUGUUUCUGUACAUUUCCGAAAUAACUCCGGCCAACCUGAGAUCGCUGUACAUAACGCUGGUCACCAUGACCGUAGGCGUGGGCAUGAUGGCAGAAAGCAUAAUGGCCAUGUUCUUCCACUGGCAAACCAUAUCCGGUGUGAUGUUCGUGUUGAGCGUGGCCAAUUUCCUCACGCUGUUCAUGGUACCGGAACCGCCGAUGUGGCUCAGGUCCAAGGGCCGUUUGACCGAGGCGGACAAGGUGGACAGGUGGCUGGACUUGGGCCACGUGUCGCCGCGCGUGACGGCCACCGCGGCCGCGACGGUGGACGCCGAUGUGCCGCCCGCCGCGACGGUGGACAACGGCAAGAAAACGGCCGCCGCUCCGUCGUCGCCGUACUGGUCGCUGUUCUUGCGGCGCAACGUGUGGAUGCCGACGGCCAUCACGCUGAUGUUCUUCAUUUGCCAACAGGGCAGCGGCGUGUACGUGCUGCUGUUCUACUCGAUGGACGUGCUCCGGGACUGCAAGGUGCCGUGGGACGCCAACACCGUUUCGCUGUUCCUGUCCAUAGCCCGGUUGAUGGGCGGCGUGGGCUUCGCGACGAUGCACCGCGUCGCCCGCCGGAAGCUCGUCGUGGUUUCCGGCGGAUGUAUGGCCGUGUCGCUGCUCAUCGUCGUCGCCUACAUGAGUGCGUUCACCGGCGUCCAGAACCCGCCUUUCCCGAUGACGCUCAUCAUCGCGUUCAUUAUGUUCAUGUUCUUCGCCCUGCUGGCCAUCCUGCCGAUGCCUUGGAUACUGUGCGGCGAAGUAUUCCCGAUGGAAGUAAAAGGUGUUAUGAAUGGACUUGUACAGACAUGUGGAUAUGUUAUGUGGUUUAUAAUUUGCAAAAUAUAUCCAUCGAUGGUCUCACAUUUUGGAGUGGAAAUCGUUUGGUCGAUAUUUGCUUUCUUUUGUAUAUUAAAUAUGCUAUUUGCCAUAUUUAUAAUGCCCGAAACUAAAGGGAAAUCGCUAGAUGAAGUCUUGUUAUAUUUUGAACCAAAGAAGCAAAUUGAGAAAACCAACAUUCCGUAAUAAUACGUUAACGUAUAUACUUAAAAAAAACCGAUCAUAUAUGUUACAUUAUUUAUGGUCGUGUUUAAACAUCGAUACA